UUUUGUUUUCUACAACAGGCCUCCGCAUGAAGGGAAUGCUCAGUACAAGAGACCUCCGCAUCAACCACUGUCUCAUGGGGCAGGCGGGGGUCAUCACAGCCCGCCCCUAACGGGCACUAGGGGAUAUCCAUAUCCACAGGACCCCUCUUCACGGUGCUCCACCUCUUCUACCUCCUACGUCACUUCCGCUGCUGCAGCUGUUGUAGCGGCCUCCUCCCCCCACUUGGUUCAUCCUGGUGGGGGUGGGGCCAUUUACGCAUCUGCCAAUCAUAUGUACAGGGACACACAUUUCCAGGUUGACACUCGGCAACCAUCCGAAAGCCAUCAUAUUGAAAGGUAUGGAGACCAACAUGUGCAUGUUAGGCGCAGGUUAUCUUUAAGACCGACACCUGAAUAUAAUUCUCUUAUUGAAAGAGAAAGGUAUAUGGAAGCUAUUAGGUACCAAUAUGAAAAUAAUCCUCCAUUAACGAUUGGUGUUCCUUAUUCCUCAACCGCAAUGGCUGCUAGAACCUUAAAACCACCAGUAGUGAGUGUGCAUACUCCUUCUGAGAUGGAUGCUGGGCAACAGAUGAAGCGGCCAAGGCUUGCUGUUGAACCCAAAGCUCCCGUCCAUCAACCUCUUUUAAUAGAUACAAGAAAUGUUGUGAUAAAAAAAGAACCUGCUUAUACACCUCAGGUAGAAGCAAUUUCUCCUACAUUGCCAUCUGAAGAAGGUCGAGGUGAAUCUCCAAUGCGGUUACUGAAAGAAAAUAUUCUAAAUAAUAUCAAUCGUUUAGACAAAGAAAUUAAUCAAGUUGAAUCGCAGAUUACUAAACUUCAAAAGAAAAUGCAUGAAUUGGAAGCUGAAGCUAGUAAGCCCUCUGUUACAAAAGAAAUUGUAAAAGAAAUCAGUCCUGUAGAGUCCAAACAAAUCAGCAUAGCACAAAUAAUAUAUUCUGAAAAUAGGAGUAAAGCUCAAGAGUCUCAUGCGAUUUUAGAAAAAUUAGGACAAAAGGUUGAAAUACCAAUGUAUAAUCAACCAUCAGAUACAGCUGUAUAUCAUGAAAACAAAAGAAAGUUUUUAUUGUUUAGGAGUAGAUUAGUCAAAUGCUUUAGGAAACGGCAUAGAGAAAGGGAGCUGAGGGAAAAACAUCUAACAGAAACAUACAGCAAGUUGAUGCAGGAGUGGCUGAAAAAGAUGGAGAAGAAAGAAAAUAAUUCACAAAAAAAGGUUAAAGAUGGGAAGUUACGAGAAUUUUUUGAAAAGCAAUUUCCUGAACUUAAAAAACAAAGAGAAGACAAAGAAAGGAUCUCCAGAGUGAGCCAACGAAUACGAAGUGAUGCAGAGUGGGAAGAAAUUAUUGAUGGUUUACAAGAGCAAGAGCUGGAAGAAAAGAAAAUGAGAAGCUAUGCUGUGAUACCUCCUAUUCUAUUAGACAGUCGUCAAAGAAGACUUUGGUAUGUUAAUAAGAAUGGCCUUGUUGAAGAUCUUAGUCAAGAAUAUAAAGAAAAACAAUUAUUAAAUAUAUGGACUGACGUAGAAAAGGAAAUCUUUCGAGAAAAAUAUCUUCAGCAUCCUAAAAACUUUGCUUUCAUUGCUUCUUGCUUAGAGAGAAAAAGUGUAGCAGAUUGUGUUCAAUACUAUUAUCUUUCUAAAAAAAGUGAAAAUUAUAAGCAGUUGUUGAGGAAGCACAGUGUUAGGAAAAGAACUAGGGCGCUUGUGAAGCCUCCACAAAGUCAACAACAACCACAGUCAUCCCAGAGUACUGGUGUUACAACUAGGCAGCAGGAGGAUGCUAAAGCAUCUGCUCUUUCAUCAAACUGCAAUACAUCUAAUUUAGAAAAUCCACAGACUUCAUCAGAUUGCAAUGCAGUGAGUGCUGCAUCAACUGCUAGCUCAACAGUUAGUACUGUAGGAGUUGUAAGUAAUUCUACUUCUGGCACAUCUGCUGUGGAUGGCUCUUCCACAGUUUUCGACAAUUCAGAACGAAGUGCUUCUACUGAUACCAAGCAUGACAGUGGAAAAAUUCCUUUGCCUAAUAAUAUAAGGAAAAAGAAAGAAGCUAGCCAGAAAAUUGAAGGAAAAGAUGAUGUUCCAAGUGACAGUGAUACUGCCAGUGAUCAUCAUAAUGAAAAUAAUCCUUUACAGCCAUGUGCUAUUUGCAAAAUGGAAUUGGAUAACUAUAAUCAGUCUAGGCCACUUACUAAAUCUAAUUGUGGCAUGUUUGGUAUAAAAGAAAGUGAUUUAAUUGGAGAUAUGAGGGUGUGUGCUUCUUGUCGUUUUAAAUCUGUUCGUAAAAGGUGUCCAAUACCAACAUGUAAAACCCCAAAACGUAAAGUCAAAAGAUUGCGGCCACUUCCUGGAAAAUUUGCUGAACUUUCAAAGGAAGCCAAAGAUGCAAUUAUUGCGGAAAUUCAAAUACCAUCAGAUGUCAACAAAUGCUGCUCAGCAUGCUUCAAUAGAAUCACGAGGAAAUUAGAAAACAAUGCUGUAACUGAAGGAGAUCCAAAUGAAAAUUCAAGAUGGACUGAUGAGGAAAUGGAAAAAGCUAAGCAAGGUCUUCAGCAGCAUGGAACUGAUUGGGAAGCUAUUGCAAAUAUAGUUGGAACAAAAAAUAAAGAGCAGUGUCGAAAUUUUUACUUUAAUUAUAAGCGGAAAUAUGGUUUGGAAGAAAUUUUGCAAGAAUAUAAAAAAACAAAAGGUGACAAGGAAAGUAAUCAGAAAGAUGGCAAACCACCACCAAUUGUUACGGAUGAAGAGGAAAGUGGGGAAACCACUUCCAGUUGCGAUGAAGAUGAUCGUGCUGAUCGAUGUAGCAGUGAUACAGCUAGUGCUCCUAGUCCUGUAGAUAAAAUUUUAUCUGAAGAUAAAAAUGAUAGUCAGAGGCCUCCCGAAAUACUUGCUGAAUCUAACCAACCUAAUGUUUCAGAAGAAUCUCGAGUUCGCAGCAUACCACAUCUUGAUACUAGUCCUAAGUGUCUUCCAGAUUAUGAUAGUAGUGCUACUGUUAGUGCUGAUGAAGGACAAAAUCAAAUUGAUGGUGAAGGACGAGAUUCUUCUCCUCGUGUUGUUCAUCAAGUAAAUCAUAGUGCUUUGAAAACACCAAUUGGAAAUGAACCUCCUCGAAAGGCUUUUCAAAGUCCCUUACCUUUAUCCAAAGAUGAUACCAGGCCACCGGAUACUUCCAUACCUCUUGUUAAGACCUUACUUCAAGAUCCUAAAAUCGGAGCUGCUCAGCCAGAGUGUAUACCACCAUACAUUCAACCUAGUAAACCUGGAAAAGAUGAACCUACUUGUGUGAGAGAUUUGAUAUAUCAGGCUAUUGAAAUGAGCCUGCAGUAUCCUAGAAUAGGUAGGAACAGUAGUCCUGUUCCUUCCUCUGUUCCAACUGGUUUAUGUAAAGAUACAGCUGAAGUAACAGUAGUUGAACCUAAAAAAGAAAUUGAUGGCUCCAGUACACCCAUUCCACCCACUGCACACAGUGGAUCUCGGCAACCUUCUCGACCUGGCUCUCAUCAUAUGGAUGUGCCUGUUGAUUGUGAAGUUCAAGAUCUUAGCAAGAAAGUAAAAUCUAGAGAUGUAAGUCCAGUAAAAGAUUUCAUUAAAAGAGAACGUGUUGUAACACCUGUGAGACCACCAUCAGGAUCUAGUAACUCUUCUUCCCAUGUAGUUUAUUAUGGUGCUCCUCCUCCUGCUCAUUGCAACCAGUAUCGAACUUCUCAACCACCACCUCCAGCUUUAUCACCUCAUUAUGUUGCAGAAUCUCACCAUGAAACUUAUUUUCCAAGAAGUAAUGAUCCUAGAGGAAAAACAUACAUUCCUUCUGAAAGACCACACUCUCAGCCACCUCAUCUAGUUGCACAAUCAUCUUCUCAUAAUAAUUCUCCAUCUGCACCAUCGCAUGCAAAACCAGUACCUAUUAAAGCAACAGUUCCUCCACCCCCACCAUUAGUAGCAUCAAAACCUUCACAGAUGUCUCCUAAAAUGCCUUUUAAAGAAAGGCUCAGUACAUUGCCACCCACUGGGUCAAUAACUCAAGGCACACCUGUUAAUCAACAGUCUAUUCCUGUACCUCCUACUAAUCUCUCAUCUGCACGGUAUGAAGGUUUUCUUCGUCAGUUACCUCCUCCACAGUCUAAAGAUGGUGGAUCUAUUACUUUGGGGACCCCUGUGCAACAAGAUUCAGUAAAGCGUAUUCCUAGCAAUAGACCUGAGCCUUUUGCUCAAAAUAUAUCAGAUGGUUUAGUCAGACAAGCAGUUCCUGCAAUGUAUGAUCCUACGGUUAUAGAUUAUUACAGACAAGUAACACCUAGUGCACAGCCAUAUACAUUUGGCCCUGGAUAUGCACCUUAUCCAAGUACUAACGUUCCUCCCCAACGUCCACCAUAUGCUAAUGAAUCACAGCUUAGUUCUAAACAAAUAAUGAUAGAUUUUAAUACAUCUAAACAGAUGCAGUUAAGAAGAGGAGGAAAUGGCCCAUCUGAAAAAGAAAUUAAGGUAUCUCCCAGAGGUGCUGAUUCUAGCCCUGCUCCUAUAACACCUCAAGAAGGUCAUCUUCAUCCUAUGUAUCCUCCUUCUAAUUACCAAGAAAGAGGUGGCUCGCAUUACAAUAAUCAUGUACCAUCUGGGUAUCAACCUAUAGAUUCUCGAUAUGUUCAUCAUCGUUCUCCUAGUUCUCAGAUUGAUCGAACACGUAGUCCUUCUGGAGCAGAAUCACCUUUGAAUGCUGCAUAUGCCCCGCAUUCAGGAAAACGUAGCCCUAGUUUACCAUCUGGUCGACAAAAUGUUAUACAUCGUAGCAUAACAUGGGGCACAGGCAAGCCAUCUGUGAUACAAGCACCCCAGUCUGCAUCUCCGCGUAUAACUGAUAUGCGAAGUGAAACUGUUAGUCCUGCUAAUCCGUUGAUGUACCCUGCAGUCCCACCAUCUGGACAUGAUGCAUUUAACACAUUAGUGAAUGCAGCAGUUGCACAGAAAAGCUUGGUUGUACCAAAAGAUGGGAAAGGGUCACCAACAGCAAAUAUACAUACAAGGCAUGAAGUAAAGUCUCCUAGGGAUAGACCUGUUGUUGAAGGAUUAGAAAAAACAUUAAUUGAUAUGCAUCAGCGUCCUAGGUCAUAUACUGAAGCUGGACAUAAUCUAGUUUCACAUGAAAGGAGGAACAGUGAAUCGAGCCCUUCAGAACAGCAACCACAAAUGCUUAGUGACAAUCAUCGUUAUUCUGGUUCAGUACAUAGUACAUAUGACUUGUCACGAGAGCAUCAUAGAUUAACAGAAAAACAACAGAUAUUAAUAAAUGACCAGCCAUCUAGUUUACGUCUUGGAAAUAUGAGAGAACCAUUUUCAAGAGAGCAGUUUGAACGUCAAAUGAGACAAACAAGUAUGUCAGUUCCAAGAGAUCGUGCAUAUUCAAAGAAAGAUGACGAGCGGAAUAGAUCUGCUGUGUCUGAAAAUCAGGCUCAGAACUAUGCUCCUCUUUCUCAACAGUCGGAUUUAGACAAUGAAGCUUCCAAGAUAUUUUCUCAGUCUUUUCAGAAAGAUGCUCCAAGAUCAAAUUCAUCCCCUCGAGGCUUAACAGCAGCAAAUUUGAUUGAUGCUAUUAUAACUCGGCAAAUUAACCAAAAUGUAGAGCCAUCGGCUGUGACUAAGAAUUCUGGGAUGGAUUUAUUUAACCAAUACCAUGCUAGUUAUGAAGAAAAUAAAGUACCUCCUAAGUCUAGUAGCACAAAAGCAUCUAGGACUGAAGUUGUGACUAUUGAUGAUGAACCUGAAAAUGAUAAAACUCCCUCUUCAUGGCCAGAGAGAUCAAAUACUCAUGGACGUUCUACACCAGUCCAGGGCUCUAUGCCUGGUAUUCCUGUAGCAUAUACAGGAGAAAAGGUAUAUACUCUAAGUGAACAUAUAGCUGCAAUUAUCUCUAAAGAUUAUAAUAGUCCUUCAGAUGUAACACAGUCUCAGCCACUUUUCAGUAAUGGUCAAUCAUCAGUCAAUACUUCUGUGUCUGCUGCCUCAUCUAGAGCUUCACCAUAUGCUUUAGGAAUGACGACUGCAGGUACAAAUGGGAAGCCUUUAGAAGGAAUAGCUGCUUCUUUGCCUUCUGAAGCAGUUCUCAUAAACUCUAAUGUGUCUCAUGGCAUUCCUGAUCACAGUCCCCAGAAUUGUCCGGGAAAUGGCUGUUCUUAUCAUACACAUAGUUGGAAAUUAAGAAGAGCAUUACAGCAAGACAGAGAUAGAGAACAUAGAUCACCAGUAAAUGAAACAACUCAUAAGAGGCCAUCGUCUAAUCAAAGCUCUGAUGCAGUUGUAUCACAAGAAGAACGACAGAUUAUUAGAGUUGCUCAAACCUCCUCUCCUAGUGCACAAGGAUCAACUCGAUCCUCCCCUACAGGUCCAUAUGCCGUUGAGCCAAUAUCCCCACCUAGUCAGGUAAAUGAAAAUAUUGAAGGAGGUAAUAGAAUUCCUUCUUCUGUCCAUAAUGCCAGUGGCCUAGCUCAUAAUCAGCCACCAGUAUGGGCAAGUAAUCCAAGUAUAACUGGACUCCUUACUACUCGGCAUCUUUAUUCUCAAGAAUACCAAGAGGGUAUUCCUCCUCCAUCCAUUACUCAUUAUACUGUACCACCCUCAUCAGGUUCUAGUCCAGUUAUAGGGUCUAGUAGGCCACCCCAUCAACAACAGAUGGGCUUAUCUCCAUUAGACUAUGUGAAAAAUCGAAUUGUGGAAGUAAUGAGAACUGCAACAGAUGAUGAAUCGGAAAGUACAGAAUCUCGUCGUCCACAGUCUGCAAUGAGCCAUUCUGAAGACAGAGAUCCUCAGCUUCAACAUAUGUAUCGUUUUCAACCUGGUUCCGAACGAGAUAUUCCAUCAGAACGGCCGUGCAGUACAGGGAAUGGUCCACCUUUACUUCAAGGGCAGAGGUAUAGUCCUGCUGUAACACGUUAUAGCCCUGUACCACCAAGGCCAUCUAGUGCUGUCGAAAGGGUGCCUAGUAGGAAUUCAACUCCAGGAGAUCUGUCACGACAACAUAAAAGGGGAUCUGAAGGUCACCUUGUGUCAGGUGAUUGGAGAGAGGGGCAAAAUAUUUCUUCAAGAGCUAGUUCUCGUUCAGUAUCUCCUAAUAGUGUGGAUCACCCAGAUAGUUCAAAUCGUAAAAAAACUCGUUCAGAAGGUACUUUUAUUCCAGAAAGCACAACAGACAGAGCUCCUGUUUUAUUGCCCCAAAACUCUAUUAACAUUCAUCGUUCAGGUUCCCUUUCUGAAGCGCCACGGCUCAGCUCAAGCAAUCAAAGCGCUCAGGUACUAGAUUGUCAAAGUGCUUCCAAAGGCAUUAUGUCUCCUCGAACUGAGCCAUACCUUCAGUCUUCGCAAACAGAAAGUGACUGUUAUAAAUUCCGUGUAGGUGAUAGGUCAGACAACCAGUGGAACAUGGUAAAUAGCCAUGGUCGAACUACAGAUAGUGAGCCGCCAGGUCGGCUAAGUGAACCUAUGAACAUUGGUGCUGCUUCUUCAACUACCAUAGAAACAUUUUCAUCAAAUCGUGGUGAUGUUCCAUCAAAAAACUUGGAGCGUAGUGAUUCAGGAUCUAGACAUAGUCCUGUGACUAGUACAGGUGGAGGAUCACAGGAACCAAACAGGAACAGUCCCAGUGCAUCAUCUCAGGGUCAGAGAAGUGCUUCAUCAACUCCACUUGGUGUAAGUGCUCCAACAAGCUCAGGUCACUAUUCUUCAUUUGGAACACCGAAUGGUAGUGUAAGCAGCAGUACUGGUACCAUGUUUUCCUCUGCGACAUCACUACCUCCACCUGCCAGUCCUCAUGUUGCUUAUUCAUCUUUUUCUGGCAUGGGUAAUACAUAUGCUUAUCCAUACUCAGCAUUAUCAAUGCGUUCUUUAGCAGCAUCCACAACUCAUAGCUCUACUCCUGUAACAAACAGUUCUUCAUCUGUAAGCAGCUCCCGAAUUUCUCCCAUGCCAGUAAGUAAUUCUUCAAGAAAUUCUCCCUCACCUCUUUCAAGGAGCAACCAGGCUCCACCUUUAUUAUCUUCUAAGUAUGAACCUUUAUCUGAUGAAGAUUGAAAUGAGAAUACCCCAAAUAAACAUAUGGACAACUUUGGCUAUUUCAGCUCCUGCUUUUUAUUCAGCCAUCUGCAUUCCAAAAGAUUUAGUGUUCUAAAUGUGGUAUGUGAACAUGGCUCUAGAAGCCAUUGGAAGAGUUAUUUUCAACUCUUGUGAAAAAUAUUCUUACAGUUGCAAUCUGUGGUUUUGCUCAUAAUGACCACUGUUUUCUUUAUUUUCUCCCUUCCCCUCUGUGAUCACCUCACUGCAAGAUUACUGGUUCAAAAUUUAUAAUCUUCAUAGUCUCUUUGUUUAUCAACACUGCCAGUUCUUCAGCAGGGGCGGAUUUGAGAGUUAAAUAUAUUAUUUGAAGAGGAGAUAUUUAUAUAGUUACUGUAUAAUUUUGUAAUAUAUAAAUCUUAUAUCUGAGAUCUUACACUUAUUCAAUAUUUCAACCAUUUUGGUGGUUUCAGUUUAUUUUCUCAUGUAACAGGAAUUAUUUUAGCAAUCUGUAGUUUAAAAAAAAAAAAAAAAAAAAAAAAAAAAAAAAAGUGAGACUAAAAAAAAUCUUUUUUUUAUAUGAGGAUAGAAAAGUUCCUGUAACUUUCAGCAUUUCUAGUCGCAAGAAUUUCAGUUAGUAUGUUAUGACAGCAGUUGACUGAUUAUGUAACUGGUUGUAACUAACACAAAAAUUUAGCCAGUUGUGAAAGACCGCCCCUGUUCCUCAGCUCAAUGUGAACUCGGGCAUCUCACUCUACUCAACAGCCGGUGUUCAGUGCCUUGGUCUGCUGCAGGGUACUCCAUCUCAUCCUAACAGACAUUGUACUCUUUACUGUUCUCUAACAUAUAUAAUGACCUGUGAAUUUUCCUUUUUUUUGUUUUAUUUUGCCAGCAUGUGAGUCCGUCUUCUCUGUAGCAGUGGCAUGCUGGCAUGUCCAAAAACUUGAAUUUGCAAAAGAAUCUUUCUCUGGCUGAUUUAUUGUGUAAAAAUAUGUAUUAUGUAUGUUAUAUGUGGCACACUAGCACUUAAAAAAUGUGGCAUUGAUUGAAAGAUAUUGUAAAUAGUUUUAAAGUGUGUAAAUAGCAGAUAACUCAGUUUUGUGAAUUUGAGCUGUAUAUCGUAAUUUCGGGUGACUCUGACACCAUGUUCAUAUGUCAGUAUUUCUGAAGCAAUAGUAUUCUUCUUCUUCUCUCUCUCUCUCUCUCUUUUUUUUUUUUUUUUUAAGGGAAAGAAAUCCCAGAUCAUGAUUUACCUCAAAAACUUUGCCCGGUGUUAAAUAAGUUUUCAUGUUUUUAAUUUUUAAUAAAGUUUUAUAUUUACUAUGCAAAUUAGAGUCAUAUUGGAAAUUGGUAGCUGGCAGUGAAUAUGUAAUUUAACAAAUGAAUGAAAGUUUUAUGAUAACAAAUGAGUGAAAGUCUUUAUAAUAUGUAAAUAUGUGAUGGUAAAUAUUGCAUGGGUAUCCAGCAGUUUUUAUAUUUGUAAAUAGUGUAUUAUGUGUAUAUAUUUCUCUGUUGUAAUGUGCAAUAUAAUUUGAAUAUACUAUUUGCAAAACUCUCAAAUUAAAGUCGUAACAUUCCAUUUUCUGUUUUAAAAACUUGUAUUCCUAAUUAGUUUUUAGUAUCUUGCAUUUUUAAUCAAUUUUUAUUUUUAUUUAUCAAAUGUUUGAUUCAUUUUUAGGUUUAAUAAAAAAAAUAGGAAAAAAAAUUGUUACACUCCAGAAUUUGUCAUUGUGACACUUGUUGAAUAGUUUGUAAGCUAUUCUCAGUUUUAAUGAGCAUAAUAUAUUCAACAGGUCAUUCACAUCUGGAAAUCUUUCCUUUCUGCCAAUUUUAACUAAAACCUGUGUAUGGUUAUUUUAACAUAAACUGAAAAUUCUUAGUUACAAACAUCAUCAUUAAAAUUUUUGCUGGUGUGCCACUACUGUAAGAUCCUGUAAAUAAUUUUAGAGGUGUAUGGGAAGAUGUUUUGAAAUUUGGCUGGGCAUAUAUUUGGAAAGUUCACACACAAAAUAAAAUCUUUUCAUUUCUGCCAUUGGUUGCCACUGCCCAUACUAGAAUUUCAAUAAUAAUUGCUGCAUAAAUGUGAUUUAGUUUUUUCUUAUCAGCAGUCAGCAUUCACAUUGAAUGUCAUGAUUUGAACGUAUCUGGUUUUGGGGUGAUGACUAUGUAAAUUAUUUCUUUAUUUGACAAAGUGAAAUCCAUAUUUGGAAUGUAUAAGUUGUAUAUAGUAUUGCAGGUUUCUUGAAAAUAACUGCAUUUUCACGUGGUAAAGACUAUUUCUUCACACACAUUCAAGAAAUAAAAAAUGAGAUAAAGUGUAUCAUAUCAGUGUUGAAUGUUUGUACCUAAGCUGGCUGUAGUAUUCAGAAACCUGUUACUUUUGUUGGCAAAUUAAAAACAAAAUCUUGUUGAAACAAA
Molecule: messenger RNA, 10447 nt
Organism: Stegodyphus dumicola
Lineage: Eukaryota; Metazoa; Arthropoda; Arachnida; Araneae; Eresidae
Gene: Smr
Product: nuclear receptor corepressor smrter
Biological process (GO): regulation of transcription by RNA polymerase II
Cellular component (GO): chromatin
Source: RefSeq, a predicted model, not a curated record